Molecule: messenger RNA, 2305 nt
Organism: Stylophora pistillata
Lineage: Eukaryota; Metazoa; Cnidaria; Anthozoa; Scleractinia; Pocilloporidae
Biological process (GO): cell adhesion
Molecular function (GO): protein binding; calcium ion binding; carbohydrate binding
Source: RefSeq, a predicted model, not a curated record
AUGGCUUUCAACACAUCAAGUUGCAACUAUUUCAGCAGACUGUCAGCCCUUAACAAGGGUGGUGUCUUGAAGCGAAAUCGUUUUCCCUCUCCUCCAUUUAUUUUCGUGACCGCCAUUCAUGACGAUACCAACAGAACUCAGGAUGCCAUGGCCUUGUGGGUUGAGGACUUGAAAGUAGACAGCUUUACGAUUUGCUUGAGGGAAGUCAAGAUUUUCGAUGGUCUACACAAAAACCUUAAAGUAGUAAGUGACACCGAAUUUUAUGAGGUGCUGUCCAUGAAUUGGAUAACUUUCAACAACAUCAGCGUCAACAACUUUACCUUGAUCAGUAGUUUGGUAUUUUUCAACACAAACUCGCCAUCUCCACAGGAUAAUUACACCUUCUGUCAAACUAUAAACGUCACAGAGCCUUUCUACGCUCCACCGGUUGUGUUGGUUACUGCAAAGCGAAGCACUAAAAUUAACAACUCUCUUCAAUCCGGCUCCCAAUGCAAUGCUGUCACCACCUGGGUGGAGCACACAUCUAAAACUGAGGCUCAGAUUUGCUUCAAAACAUCAAACAGCGAUUCCAACAAUAAGGACGUCAUCACCGUGGAUUACAUGGUGACUGGAGACUUGGAUCCCUGUAAUAACGUCGUUUGCCAUUAUCACUGUCUGUGCAAAGCUUUUGGGCCUUUUGAUGCUAGAUGCGUUUCUGUAGAGAGCUGUCCAUCAUAUCAAGAACCAGUCUGCUCAUCAAAUGGUUCAACAUACGAUAACGAGUGUCUGUUUCAGCAAGAAAUGUGUGUUCUUCGACUUAACUACUCUGUACAGCACCCUGGUAGCUGUGAAGGCUUUCCUUUUCAGCGCGGUCGUCGCCAAAUUCCGCACGUUCCAUUACUUGGAUAUUCCCACUGUGAAGUCAUUCGCCUUAGGCCAUUUGUGUUUUAUCCUGACAAGGCCCUCGAAGUUCAGAUCACUGUCAAUCAUAUUGACACCAAAGACAAGUCCUACGUACACGAUGCCGCUGUGUCCUGGGUUGAAAAUGUCAACAACAAUAGAUUCACUGCAUGUGUGAUGGCGGCCGGUUUCAAUGAAAGACAAUCAAAUGCUAAUGUGACUGUUGAUUGGAUGGCUUACCAAGGGGCACCUGUGGGUGGAGUUGCUGAUGAAGUGCGGUUAUCACAAUGGUGGACUGGAACGACUUGUAAAUCUGUCAUUUUUCCUUCGGGAAAAUUUUCUGUGAUGCCAUCAGUAUUUGUAACGGCUGCCCAUCGUCAUGCUGGACUGAAACGUGACGCUGCAAGUGUUUGGAUUGAAGAUGUCACGCAAUCCUCAUUCAAAGUCUGCUUAAGGGAACUUCAGAAUUAUGCAGGAUCUCACGAAGAUGUUCACGUUAAAUGGUUGGCAUUCUCAUCCCUGCACAAACCUCUCUUCUCUGAACACAACUCAGUUUAUUUUGCUAAUUCUCAAUCCCCACCUACUGAUGACAACAGUGCUUAUUGCAAGGACGUCUCCUUUACUCAGAGGUACAACAGCACCCCAAAUGUGUUUGUUUCUGCAAAUCAUUCAACCAGUGGUGGAAAUCUGCAGCCGAUACAUAAUGGGAUAACAGCUUGGGUUGAGUACAUUAAUGAGACAGGAUUCAGAGUUUGUUUAAAAGAGUUGUAUGAAACGAAGUAUGACCCCCUUUCAGUGUCCUACACUGUUUUGUCAGGUGAGAAUAUGUUUGGGUCUGUGUUGGUGGCAAAAAGAUACUUUGAUGCCUUGAAAGCCAAUGCUAAUCAAAGGGACAGUCCGCCGACAGGACUGAAUAACGAAAUACUUCAUAUAUGCGAACCAGGUUGGAGUUACUUCGACGGAUACUGCUACUUCACAAGCCUCACAUGUGCAUCAUGGCUUGCCGCUGAGUCUAACUGUUCUGCAAUGGGCUCACAGUUGGUGACUGUGCACAACCAAGAAGAAAAUGUAUACGUUCAGCAUCGACAUAAUGGAGAGAGAUCCUGGAUUGGACUCAGUGAUCGGAGCGUGGAAGGAUCAUUUGUUUGGACAAAUAAAGAAAUCAGCAAGUUUCGGUACUGGGCUUCAAAACAACCGAAUGAUUGGAACAGCCAGGACUGUGUACACACUCUUGGUGCGAAGCUUGGGUACGCUUGGAAUGAUGUACCAUGCAAAAACUGCUUCAAUUUUACUUGUUUUACAGACCUUGACGAAUGUAAGACAAGCACCCAUAGCUGUGACGAUAAUGCAAAUUGUAAGAAUACGUUUGGCUCGUAUACCUGUACUUGUAAGUCUGGGUACUCCGGAGAUGGAAAAACAUGCAAUG